Messenger RNA from Staurois parvus, 680 nucleotides. The record is from the annotation of a GenBank genome assembly. Lineage: Eukaryota; Metazoa; Chordata; Amphibia; Anura; Ranidae.
GCAGCCUGUCCCCUCCCACUGCAGGCUGUCACCGAAGUUCACCCUACCUUAUCCCCUCUCUCAGCAGGCUCUCCUCCCCGCUCCUGGCAUGUCUAUGUACUGUGCUCCCUGCUCUGCAGUCCGGUCCGGUCUGCAGGUGUGGCCUGUCCUUACAGCUCCUCCCCUUUCCUGGCAUGUGUCCAUAGUGCGCUCCCUGCUCUGCAGUCCGGUCCUAUCUGCUGUAUGUCUGCAGUCUCUGGUCAUCCCCUGUACUGUGUCCCUGUAGUCUCUGGUCCUCUCCUGUACUGUGUCCGCAGUCUCUGGUCCUCUCCUGUACUGUGUCCGCAGUCUCUGGUCCUCUCCUGUACUGUGUCCGCAGUCUCUGGUCCUCUCCUGUACUGUGUCCGCAGGCUCUGGUCCCCUCCUGUAUGUGUCCGCAGUCUCUGGUCCCCUCCUGUCGCUGUCCGCAGUCUCUGGUCCCCUCCUGUACGGUGUCCGCAGUCUCUGGUCCUCUCCUGUACUGUGUCCGCAGUCUCUGGUCAUCUCCUGUACUGUGUCCGCAGUCUCUGGUCAUCUCCAGUACUACUGUACUAUGUCUGCAGUCUCUGGUCAUUUUCGGUACUAUGUCUGCAGUCCAUUGGUUCAGAAUAUAUUUUUCCUCUAGUUUUCCGCCUCUAAAACCUAGGUGCGUCUUAUGGUCA